Apaloderma vittatum (bar-tailed trogon) is the source of this 674-nucleotide messenger RNA. RefSeq names its product myosin, light chain 9, regulatory (gene MYL9). NCBI's taxonomy places the organism in Eukaryota, Metazoa, Chordata, Aves, Trogoniformes, Trogonidae. Gene Ontology annotation, cellular component: cytoplasm; myofibril; stress fiber. The record is from RefSeq and is a predicted model, not a curated record. The transcript has 4 exons. Bases 98 to 616 code for a protein of 172 amino acids. Gene Ontology annotation, molecular function: calcium ion binding. Gene Ontology annotation, biological process: myofibril assembly; platelet aggregation.
CAGGCUCUGUGUGACUGUAGGAGGAGUUUGCGGUCACCUCCCCUUCUGAGGCGCUGCGGCCAGCUUCCCCCGCCGAGGUACCACCCCAGCCGCCAAGAUGUCCAGCAAACGAGCCAAAGCCAAGACCACCAAGAAGCGCCCUCAGCGCGCCACCUCCAACGUCUUCGCCAUGUUCGACCAGUCGCAGAUCCAAGAGUUCAAGGAAGCCUUCAACAUGAUUGACCAGAACCGUGAUGGCUUCAUUGACAAGGAGGAUCUGCAUGACAUGCUGGCUUCCCUCGGGAAGAACCCCACCGACGAGUACCUGGAGGGCAUGAUGAGCGAGGCACCGGGGCCCAUCAACUUCACCAUGUUCCUCACCAUGUUCGGGGAGAAGCUGAACGGCACUGACCCGGAGGACGUGAUCCGCAACGCCUUCGCCUGNNGCCCUGCCGCCCCUGCAGGCUUCAUCCACGAGGACCAUCUGCGGGAGCUGCUGACCACCAUGGGAGACAGGUUCACUGACGAGGAGGUGGAUGAGAUGUACCGGGAGGCGCCCAUCGACAAGAAGGGCAACUUCAACUACGUGGAGUUCACCCGCAUCCUGAAGCACGGAGCCAAGGACAAGGACGAUUAGAGCCCCUCUGCUUCCUCCUGUGCACACCCCAACCCUGCCCCUCAGCCCCCCUUGCUGC